Molecule: messenger RNA, 453 nt
Organism: Gavia stellata (red-throated loon)
Lineage: Eukaryota; Metazoa; Chordata; Aves; Gaviiformes; Gaviidae
Product: cyclin-dependent kinase 4 inhibitor B-like
Exons: 2
Coding region: 1-453 (150 amino acids)
Biological process (GO): negative regulation of cell population proliferation; regulation of cyclin-dependent protein serine/threonine kinase activity
Cellular component (GO): nucleus
Molecular function (GO): protein kinase binding; cyclin-dependent protein serine/threonine kinase inhibitor activity
Source: RefSeq, a predicted model, not a curated record
AUGGAGGGGUCCCCCCGGGGCGACGGCUCCGGCGACCGGCUGUGCAGCGCCGCCGCCCGCGGGGACCGCGAGGAGGUGCGGAAGCUCCUGGACGCGGGCGCGGAUCCCAACGGGACCAACUCCUUCGGGAGGACCCCGCUCCAGGUGAUGAUGCUGGGCAGCCCGCGGGUGGCCGAGCUGCUGCUGCAGCGCGGAGCCGACCCCAACCGCCCCGACCCGCGCACCGGCUGCCUCCCGGCGCACGACGCGGCCCGCGCCGGCUUCCUGGAGACGCUGGCGGCGCUGCACCGCGCCGGGGCGCGCCUCGACCUGCCCGACGGCCGCGGCCGCCUCCCCCUCGACGUGGCGGCGGGGGGCCCGCACGGACCGGUGGGCCGCUACCUGCGCCACCCGCCGCCCCUCCCCGCCGACGCCCCGGGAGCCGGGCCGGCCGCGGAGGGGGCUGCGCGCUGA